GGGGCGGGGCCUAACGGCCCGCCGAGUCCGAGGGCCUGGCGCGAGGAGAGCUUAGCGGGCCGCGCGGCGGAAGCGCAGGUGGUGCGAGGCGGUGCCGAAGGAUGUGUGGGAGAACAUCCUGCCACUUACCUAGAGAUGUUCUCACACGAGCCUGUGCCUAUCACGAUGGGCAGGGCCAGCAGCGGCUCCCCGAGUGGAAGGACCCCGACAAGUAUUGCCCCUCUUACAACAAGAGCCCUCAAUCAAAUAGCCCAGUGCUUCUGUCUCGACUGCACUUUGAGAAGGGUGCAGACUCAUCGGAGCGCAUCAUUGCCCCCAUGCGGUGGGGAUUGGUCCCAUCUUGGUUCAAAGAAAGUGAUCCUUCCAAGCUGCAGUUCAACACCACCAACUGCCGGAGUGACACCAUGAUGCAGAAGCGGUCCUUCAAGGUCCCUCUGGGCAAGGGAAGACGCUGUGUUGUUUUGGCAGAUGGAUUCUACGAGUGGCAGCGAUGUCUGGUGUCGAGCCAAAGGCAGCCAUACUUCAUCUACUUCCCCCAGGCCAAAGCAGAAAAGGAGGUGUCAUCAGCACUCCCAUCAGGAAGCAUUGGGGCCAUAAACAGUCCUGAGGACUGGGAGGAAGUCUGGAACAACUGGAGGCUACUGACAAUGGCCGGGAUCUUUGACUGCUGGGAGCCCCCAGAGGGAGGAGACCUUUUGUACUCCUACACCAUCAUCACAGUGGAUUCCUGCAAAGGCUUGAAUGACAUCCACCCCAGGAUGCCUGCCAUAUUAGAUGGAGAGGAGGCAGUCUCUAAAUGGCUUGACUUUGGUGAGGUCUCAACUCAAGAAGCUCUGAAGUUAAUUCACCCCACAGAGAACAUCACCUUCCAUCCAGUCUCUCCCGUGGUGAACAACUCCCGAAACAACACUCCUGAGUGUCUGGCUCCUGUCAACUUACUGGUCAAAAAGGAGCCCAAGGCAAGUGGCCGCAGCCAGAUGUUGAGGUGGCUGGCCACAAAGUCACCCAAAAAAGAAGAUCCUAAAACACCCCCAAAGGCAGAGUCAGAUGUGCCCCAGUGGUCCAGCCAGUUCCUGCAGAGGAGCCCGUUGCCCACCAAGAGAGGCAGUGCAGGACUUCUGGAGAGGUGGCUGAAGCAGGAGAAGGAGCAGCCCCCUGUGGCCAAGCGGCCUCACAGCCAGUAAUGCAGGACUUUCAGAAACCAAGGCCAUGAUUUGCUGCACUAAACGCCAUGCUGAUAACAGGUUCUUGCAUUGUGAAUGUGUGGAGGUGAUUUGGGGUGAGGUACACGAUGUUAGUUGAUAAUUGUGGGUGCAUCAGGGAAUGGCUGUCCUGGCUCUGAGCAGGAGCCCACAGUGGGUAGAUGGGCGGCCUGGGAUGAGGAGGGCUGGCGUAGCAGGGUGGUUUUGCCUGCAGCCCUCGUCUGCUGGGACUGGUAGAGCCUCCCCUGAAAGCCUGACUCUGCUGCAGUUCUUAGCCCUGACCUGACCUGGUGCUGCUACAGGCCGUUUCCUGCUCAGCCUUUAGGUGCUCUCAGCCUUUUGUAAUUAAGUUCUUAAAACACUGUAUUUUUAUUCUGAAUAAAUUAUAUUUGAUAAACUG
This is a messenger RNA of Manis pentadactyla (Chinese pangolin), 1602 nucleotides long. RefSeq names its product 5-hydroxymethylcytosine binding, ES cell specific (gene HMCES). Gene Ontology annotation, biological process: DNA damage response. The coding region runs from base 102 to 1184 and encodes 360 amino acids. NCBI's taxonomy places the organism in Eukaryota, Metazoa, Chordata, Mammalia, Pholidota, Manidae. Gene Ontology annotation, molecular function: single-stranded DNA binding. The transcript is spliced from 7 exons. The record is from RefSeq and is a predicted model, not a curated record.